This is a messenger RNA of Symbiodinium natans, 6240 nucleotides long. The record is from the annotation of a GenBank genome assembly. Lineage: Eukaryota; Dinophyceae; Suessiales; Symbiodiniaceae.
AUGGAGCCACGAAGAAAGGAGAUCAAGAUUCACCGUGUUGGCAUGGGAAAAGGCUACGGAUCUUCAGCAAGCAGUUCAGCUGAAGGAAGUGGAAGUGCACCAAGGUAUAUGCCUCCAAAGCCGAAGAAGAAGCCCGAACGACCAGUGGUGGAAGGAAGAGAUUACAUUCCCUUGGAAGGGGGAGAACCAGACGGGCCAGUGGAGAUCGGGAGUCCUAGUUCCUCUAGCCCCGAAACUACAAUGGUGUACCAAGAGGCACCACCUACACCAAGAAGGGAGCCGAGAACACUUUCGUCUGGGCACAUCGCCUUGGAGCUGCAAGAGCAGCAAGUGUCUGCUGAGCAACGCAGGCGAAGGCAGCUGGAGAGACUCUCUGCACUCGCAGCAGAGACGGAAAGGAUCCAACGGCGAGCAAGGGAACGAGCCUUGCAGGAACCAGUUCGGUUUCCAAAGUCAGGAGGGCCACCGCCACCAGCGGGCCCAGAACCAGAGCAAGCUCCAGAGUGUCCACCGCCAGGACAAGAACGAGCUCCAGAGUGUCCACCUCCGGACCCAAUGCCGAGUGGUACGAAGCUUCCUCUUCACACGCUGGACGGGGAACCCAGCAACGCAGCAGUGGCGGAACACAUCCGCCGGAAUGAGGAAGAGUAUGCUGCAAGACGUGCCGGUGCAAUUCCUUCAGGAGACGAAGCAAGAGCCAGGGAAUCCAAGGAAUUUGCUCGUACGGCCAGCGAAGCCAAAGCAGUGGAACAGCGAGUUCCAGCCGAGACACGGGGCCUGGGACCCUACAACCCAGGACGGGACCUGGGACCCUACAACCCAGGAUGGAAGAUGCGAGAAAUGAGCCAGGGAGCAGUUCCAGAGGACCACCUCCGAAGGAACGACCUGCUGGAAGCAAGGCGCCACCUCCAGAGCCAAAGGGACCACCACCGAAGCGAGGGGGAGCAACGCAAGCCACUACGCUCUACCCGAAUUCUCCUUGGAGGAGAGCAGAAAGGAGGAGAAUGCGAGAAAGGGGCGAGGAGCCAAACCCUGGAAAUGAGGAAGAUGAAUGGGGAGAUUGGUCAGGACGAUGAGAAAGCAGAGAUCGACUACCAGGAGGAGAAAACAGAGAUCGACUACCAGGAGGAAUCAAAAUUCUAUGGCCUAUGUACAAACAAGAGCCUCUACUCCGACAAGACUAUGAAUGGAACAAGAGAUCCAUUGGUGAUGUGGAUUUGGACCAGCAUUCCAGGAGCAAAGAACCUCUACGACCCCAAGACUAUGCAAUUCGAUUACAAUGGAGCAAUGGCAAUGAUGCUUAUGCUUGGAGUAUCAGGUGCGAUCAUGUUGUUGGAGCAACAAGCAAGCAGUUCGGAUGAUCUGAACCGAAGGAUUGAAAGUGCGACAAAGGCGAUCAAGGCACCAGAUGUUUGGAACCCACAAGCCUCGGGAGAGCAUCCACCGGAUUUUACAACCUGGAAACAUCAGUUUCUGAAUUGGCUAGGUUUUGCCGAUUCGCAGUACUCAGAAGCUCUAAGUAUGAUUGAAAGUCUGGGAGCAACGCCGAUCGAUGUUUCGACUCUCACUACAGUGGAGAGAGAACUUUCGACAAAGCUUUACCACAUACUGACUUCGUAUAUGCGGGGAGCAGCAACGCAACUGUCUCGAAAUUGGAGCAGGGAGCGAUGUGGGUAUCGUCUCUAUCAAAGUUUGCUUUGGGAAUACCAACCAGCCACCAAACAACGAGCUCUAACCCUCAGUCAAGCGAUUGGGAUGUUUCCCAACUUCGAUGGGGCCAAGAGCAUGGUGGAGCAGAUUGGUUCACUGGAAAACCUUGUUCGGGAGUACGAGAUCGCUUCAGGAAAGACCUACGAUCGAGAUUUGUUGAUGGGAGUUUUGCUUCGAUGUUCACCGAGGGCGAUUCGAGACCACCUUACUUUGACAAUGCCCGAAGGAACAAACUACAUGUCAGUGAAGCAAGCGAUUCUUUCAUACGAGCAAAGCAGCAAAACUUGGGAUUACCAGACGGUGUUGAAGCAAAAGACCUUGCAGAACACAGCGAGCAGUUCGAAUGCAGAUCAAGGACCAGCACCAAUGGAAGUGGAUGCAGUGUACGAGAAAGGAGGAGGAAAAGGAAACAAAGGCAACAAAGGAAACAAAGGAGGAAAAGGAUCCUACUCGUGGUCAAGCUUUGGAGCAGGAUUUCGCCAAUGGAGAAAAGGUGGACGAAAAGGAAGCUACAAAGGAGGAAAGAAAGGACGAGGCAAAGGUUUCCACAAAGGAGGAAAGAAAGGCGGAAAGAAAGGUGGAAAGCAUGGCAAAAGAGGAAAGAAAGGUGGAGGAAAGAAGUUGGACAGAGAUGUUUGCCGAUUCUGCAAGCAGCGAGGACAUUGGGGAAACGAGUGUCCAAACCGCAAUGUUCGAGAAGUGCAGGCGAGCGAGGCCAGCACCGAGGUACCCCACUCGACAGUCGAGUCUGUUACUCCGUCGCAGAGUGCGAGCCAAUACAGGAUAAGGAGAGUGAGGAACAUUGAUUUCCAUCACAUUGCGAACACACCACCUGACGGCACAGAGCACUAUGAGCUUAGCGAAGUUUCAGAAGAAGAAGGUGAUUGGUUCACCAGAAGGAUAGAGGUGCAAGGACCAGAGUGCUACUACAUCGGGGAUGAGAGUGAGAACAAACAAGAUCAUGAGAGUGAUGAGCUGUAUCAAUGGUAUGAAAACAGCUUGGAAAGAGUUCAAGGAGGAUCGGAACCUCUCAAUGUGCGAAUGGUCCAGUUGGACACAAAGCAACAUGUGGUGAUCUUGGAUUCAGGUUGCAAGACGCACAAGGGGGUGCGAUGCGAGUUGAAGGGGGGCGAGACCUGGGGAGAAGAAACCCAGGCGGGGGAACUUGUAUCUCCCGAUGGUAAGGCACGGGUGCCUGUGGAAUACCAGAGGAAUAGCUUGAGAUUGACAGCGGAAGUUAGAGGAGUCGAGCAAGUCAGGGCAGUCAAGGUGACUUUGGCCUAUGACUUUGGUAAAGUCCCAGAGAAGGAUUGGAGCCUUCUACCGAAUGGAACGCCAGUCCAUCGCCAUUUUGGACUUGAGUUUGUAAAGCCGCCGACAGGUACUUGGAAGUACAGGACCACCAUCGUGAAGGUGGGCAACGAAUGGGAAGUGAUUGAAGCAACGGAAUUGCUCGAGCGAAAAUCCGACUUGGAAGAUCGAAUACCGGGAUUGCUUUUUCGAUCAGAAAUUCUCACAUUCUUGCACAGGACACCAGAGUAUCUGGACAAGUGCUUGGUAGAAGAGGUAGCACCAGAAGAAGCACCAAAGGAGGAAGAAAAGAAGAUGGAAGAGGAGCCAGAAUGGUUUGGAAGAGAAAGAGGAGCUCCAGAAGAGUUGCAGGUGCCAGUGCCGAAAGGAGUUGUGAAGCAGCAAGGAAAGGCAGGAGGACACCAAGAGUUGGAACUCGACAUGGGAAGUACUAUUGUGGUGAAUGGAGAGUCACUCACAGCAACGAGUGAGAUUGAGAAGCUGCGAGAAGGUUGUCGGUAUUUGGGUUUGAGCGUCUCAGGGUCAAAGGUGAAGAUGUUCAGGAGACUGUGCAACUACCUCACCGAAGACAGAGAUGAGGACGCAGAAGAAGUUGCAGACAGGCUGAGGAAGCAAAGGCCCAAAGCAAGAACAAGACCCGGAGUGCCCGAACCGACAGAAGCAGAGAUUGAAGAGCAUAUGGCAACCCACAUGCCAAUGCAACCAUGGUGUGAUUUCUGUGCAGCAGCAAAGUCGAAACAGGACCAUACCCCACAAAGCAGUGAAGCAAAGUAUGAAGACCCAGGAAAGCCAGUGAUCCAGAUGGACUUCAUGUACAUGGGUCAGAACAGUGUGAGUCUGAUCAUUCUUGAUUCAUGGACUCGAUUUUCGUGGGCGAUUCCAGUGCCGGGGAAAGCACCGACGAAGAAGUUGGCCGAGAAAGUGGUGAAGUUUUCUCUCGAGAUGAACUACAUUUCCGAAGAAGUUCUGUUUGCGAUUGAUGUGGAGCCAGCGACAACAGCCUUACUGGAUUUGAUUGUAGCAAUACGACAAAAGUUAGGCUACAAGGCUGGAAAGUAUCCAAACAAGCCCUACCACAAAGGAAGAACAGCGAGAGUGGAACGCCACAUUCAGAACCUCAGGAGACAAAGCCUCACGAUGAUUGAAAUGGUCGAGGAUCGGAUUGGGGAAAAGAUUCCUGAAGAUCAUGCUUUACGAGCGUGGGCAAUUCACCACGCAGCAUGGUUGUUCAACAGGUACCACCUACACUCAGGGACGCAGAGUACAGCUUUCCAAUUGGUCUACGGGAGACCAUACCAAGGGCAGAUUUUACCCUUCGGAGAGUAUGUGUUUGGUCUGGCCAAGCCUGGAGGAGUGAAGAAUCGAUCCUUGUGGACAGGAGGAAUAUGGGUUGGAAAGGACGACCGGGACAUGGACGUGAUUACAUCAAAAGAUGGGAUCUUUACGUCAAGAUCUGUGCGGCGCACACAACCAGCGUGGCGCGCACGUGCAAAGAGAAAGAAGGAGGAGAAAAUGAGCCAGAGCCAGCAGGAGAUGAAGCAGGCGGGGGACAAAAGAGAGAAACUGAAGGAGAAGAAAGAGAGGAACCUGCGAAAGCUAGUAAAACAGCAGAUGCUGAGGAAGUCUAUUUCCACCGUUGUACGCCGGACAGGAAAAGCUGAACUUGACAAACUCGCCAACAUGAAGGUUGUGAAGACGAUCAAGAAGGAAGAGUGUUCAGAGGAAGGACACGCAGCAGUGCGAAUGAUGUUUCUUUUUCAUCUCAUCUACAAUUGGGAGCUUACAGUUCUUGACAUUCGUGACGCAUUCUUGCAAGUCACGCAGAAAGCUCUGAUGUAUGCUGAUAUCUCACCGUGGAUUCGAACACUACUUGGUUUGGAUGAAGACCAUGUAUGGAAAGUGGAGAAGUGUCUGCCAGGGCAAAGAUCAGCGGCAGAACAAUGGUUUACCCAUUUGGUUGAGAUUUUGAAGCGUUUGGGAUUUGAGCAAUUUGUUGGGAUACCCUCAAUCUUGAAGCACCGAGUGAAGAAGAUUGCAGUGUCGAUUCAUGUCGACGACGAGCUAGUUGCAGGUGCGAAAGGCGAAGGAAGAUGGCUGAUAUGCGAGCUAGAGAAGUUUUUCAAGCUCACAGUUGAGGGACCGUUCCCAUCCCACCGGGGAUCGGGAGAACAGCUUCAUUACCUGAAGAGGACCUAUGAGUUCCUUGAAGAAGGAAUUUUGGUGACAGUGUCGAAGAAGCACUACGAGAAGCUUAAAGGACUCUACAAGCUGGGGAACCGAAAGCCAAGACAAACCCCAGAGCACCAGCUGAUUGGAACAGUGGACAAUUCCAAAGAACUGGAGGAGAACGAGUGCAAGAAGUUUCGUUCAGCGUUGGGAACACUGUUGUACAUUUCUCAAGACCGAUGGGAUUUACAGCAUGUGACGAAGUGUUUGGCAAGUAAGAUGUCGAAGCCAACGGAACAAGCGUUAACCUGUUUGAAACAAGCUUUGCUCUAUGUGCAAGGAACAGAGCAACUGGGAUUCCUACUGAAGUACACAAAGGUUGGAAACAAGAUGAUGGAUGCGAAAGUUACUCGUGGAGAUCCGGAUGGAUUCAAGUGCGGGAAGACAAUGGAUGAUGCGAACAGGAGAUUUCUCAUGUACCAUAUUGGAGCCAUGGUGUGGAAUGGAGAAAGUCAUGAGCGUUAUGGGAAAGAAGAAGCAAUGGAACAUGUGGCAGGUGAAGUUUGCCGAAGCCAAGUUCGAGCACUACGUGCAACUUUGUUGAAUGAGCGAGGAAGCAAGACGGCUAGAGCGAUGUACUUGACAAUGAUGGUGAAUAUGAUUUCUCAGAUUGCAGGACAGCCAGACGAUUUUGGAGGACGAGAACGAGAAGAACGAGAAUUUGUUUUCAUCUAUGUGAAGGAAGUGAGUGGAUGGAUUAUUCUUUUCAGUGUGCUACUAGGAGGAAUUUUCGCUUUACUCUUGUUCUACAUGGUCGAGCAGAAGGUGAACGAAGGACGACAGGAACCACAGGAAGAAGGACCACAGGAACCACAGGAAGAAGGACCACAGGAACCACAGGAAGAAGGACCACAGGAACCACAGGAAGAAGGACCACAGGAACCACAGGAAGAAGGACCACAGGAACCACAGGAAGAAGGACCACAGGAACCGCAGGAAGAAGGACCACAGGUCAACUGCCCGCCUGGUUCCCUGAUCGCGGCGCUUCUGUAG